This is a messenger RNA of Anopheles moucheti, 2495 nucleotides long. RefSeq names its product regulator of nonsense transcripts 3B (gene Upf3). The record is from RefSeq and is a predicted model, not a curated record. Gene Ontology annotation, biological process: nuclear-transcribed mRNA catabolic process, nonsense-mediated decay; positive regulation of translation. The transcript is spliced from 2 exons. Gene Ontology annotation, cellular component: cytoplasm; nucleolus. Lineage: Eukaryota; Metazoa; Arthropoda; Insecta; Diptera; Culicidae. The coding region runs from base 161 to 2074 and encodes 637 amino acids. Gene Ontology annotation, molecular function: mRNA binding.
GUCGUCGAUCUUUCAUUUUUGCAGCCUCAAAAGCCUCGAUGCGAAUACGUGUGCGGGAAAAACUGAAAGCAACAAACCGAUUUCUCGGCUGGUACGGUUCGCGGAUAUCGUAACAGCCCUGGCGGUCAUCGGCCGUGAGUGUACUGCUGCGGCCGGACAGAUGGAUAAGUCCAAGUCCACCGCAACACGCGCCACCGUAUCCGGCGGUGGAGGUCGCGUUAAACCGGACAAACAAUCACGCAAGGAUAAGAAGGAUAAGGCCGGCAAGUCGGGUGGUUCGAAUAAGCGCAACAAAAAGAACAAGAAAGAUAGCCCACAACCCAUGACCCGGGUGGUCAUUCGCCGCCUGCCACCGACAAUGACGGAAGCGGUGUUCUGCGAACAGAUAUCGACGGAUGGGAAGCUGCCGAACAAUGACGAGUUUUACUUUGUUGGGCCCGACUGGACACUGGGACAUAAUGCAUCCUGCCGGGCGUACAUUAACUUUACCAAUCCGGAGGACGUCUUCCGGUUUACCGAUAGUUACGAUGGGUAUACGUUUGUCGACGCCAAGGGUAUGGAACAUCAGGCCGUGGUGGAGUAUGCGCCAUUUCAGAAACUGUCCAAAACUCGAUCUCGCCGUAAGGAUCCCAAAUGUAACACGAUCGAAACCGACACACACUUCCUUGCGUUUCAAGAAACCUUAGCAGCGGAAGAGCAGGAAGCGUUGCACGGGCGGGGAACGCAAGAGUUCAGCUUUAAGAUAGAGCAAGAGGAGAAAACCACGACAACACCUUUGCUUGAGUUCAUCGCACAAAGGAAGCAAGAGAAGCGCGACGAAAAGCGACGAAAGCAGGAGGAAAAACGCCGAAUGCGCGAAGAGGAAAGGCACAUGCGAAAGACGCAGAUAGCCAAAGCGAUGCCGGACGUCAUCCGUGAAGAAGUGAUUUCUGAAAUUAUUGAAAGGACGGUUUUGUCACGUCCGUCAAAUCCGGCGCAAAAUGCAUCAAAACCAGGCGGAAAUUUCACCGCCAAAGGUGGUGGACCGGAAGGAAAGUUUAAGGAUGACAACAAGGAUAAAAAGUCGAAGAAUAAGAAGGAUAAGGAGCGUAAUCGAGAUAAGAAGGGCGAGGAUACGAAAGUGUUGCUGGAAGCAGGAAAAUUGGAUGGCGAUAAAAAUGCAACCGGCAGAAAGCAACAAGAGCGCGAUAAGGUUGGCAAGAAGUCGAAAGAAAAACCAAUCCGGGAUGAGCCCCGAUUCAGAGAGCAGAACCAGCAACAGGCACAGAAAGGAGAGCGAAAUGAUAAAUCGAAGAAGGAAAAAGCACCGAACGGCGCUUCGGGUGGAAACGGCGAGCAAGCGUCCACGUCCAAAGCCAACAUAAGUGCGCCCUCGAACGAUGGUUGUAGUAAAAAGGAGGUAAAGAAGUACAGCGAACGACGCAAAGAAACGCGUGCUCGUGCUGAAACACGAUUCGCUGAGCAGGACACCAACAACGAUCCAAAUUCCGCCAAAGACGCUCGUCCGCCGGCCGCCGAAAAGGUGAUGGAAGUGAAGAAAAGCAUACUCACCGCCAACGUACCACCGUUCAUACCGAAGGAGAAAACGACAAUUAUGCUGGCCGGACACACGUCCACGGUGACGAACGUUCCCGUCGAUCAGAAGCUGGCUGAAAAGAUGGCGAAAGUUUCGCUGACGGACAACGGCAAAAAGUCACCGUCGCCCGAUGGUUCAGCAUCGGGGACAAAGGUCAAGCUGUCCGAAAAGCAGAAAGAAUUGCGUGAAGCACGGAAAAUUCGGAAUAAGGAUCGUCCAUCGAUUGUAAUAUAUCAGCCCCGCAAGAGGAUAGUGUCGGGCGGAACGGGCAAAAGUGAGGACGAUCGUGGCCGAAGCGAUUCCGAUCGUCCCUCGGACAAUGUUUCGGCCUCGGCGUCGGCAGGGGCGGCCGCUGAGUCGGGCGAGGGUGUGAAAGAGCGCCGACAUAAGCUAACGAAGAAAGCGUCCGAUCGACAGCAGCGGGAACGAAAGAACGGUAGAAAGAACUCGAUGGAGGUGGAUAGUAGCAAGGAAACAGGCGCAAGCAGUGUACAGUAGGUUGAGCUUUUGCAUCUGUUGAAUCGAUGCGUACCGCAUAGAACCUGCCAACUCGCAAAAGGGUCCGGAAAUGUAUCCGAUAGUUGGAGCAAACCCGAUGCUACGCUGAAUGUAGAUGGAAUACGGCUACGGUACGGCUAUUAGAAACCCUUUUCCCUUUUUGCUGAUAGUGUUUCUGUCAUGCGACGCGAUGAAAUGAAAUAAAAUGGAACGCGUGAACUGUGUUCUGAAUUGUAUCGCGUUUAAAAAUGGUGUUUCCGUUUUUCAUCGAAAGCAAUCCCUAUUUACUGUCACGAUAGAACGGUUAAAAGGUUGUCCAUGUCCACGAAAGAAGGGAUCGAGAUCUAAAACCCGUUGGAGGUGAGAUUUAAAGGCAGCAACCAUGCACUGAACAACUUGGCAAGGAUACAAGCAGGACAGA